Messenger RNA from Cyclospora cayetanensis, 1218 nucleotides. RefSeq lists its product as uncharacterized. The record is from RefSeq and is a predicted model, not a curated record. NCBI's taxonomy places the organism in Eukaryota, Apicomplexa, Conoidasida, Eucoccidiorida, Eimeriidae. The coding region runs from base 1 to 1218 and encodes 405 amino acids. The transcript has a single exon.
AUGAAAUUCUUGCUUUUUGUCGCUGCUUUACUGCACGUGGCGCUGGUCACCGCUGGCCAUGUUGUUAGCGUACAGGUUGAGGCAGCAUCGUCUGAAAUACCUGCGACAAGCUUUUCAGCAGACGAAACCGAUUCAACAGCUGCCGAAACUGCAACGCAGAGGGGAGCUGCCUACGUGCCUUUCGCUGAACUUGCGCCAAGACAAAAAGUCAUGGGGGUGAUAAAUACAAUAGCCAUUCUUCGGACCAAGGCUGCGCUCCUUGAGGAUAUGAAGUCAGCUUUUGAGCCGAGGUCCACCGGAGACCCUACAGGAUUCCUGUAUGACAGGCUGCUCCCAGGACCAGCACUCGCUUACGGCGACUGCCGCCUCGGAAUCCUCCCCUUUUCUGUGUGCAGGCACUUGGGAUUUCUCGCCACUGACCCGAUGGUUGCACCGAGCUCCACUCAGAGCAAAUUACUUAGGCUUACUGCUGCCAGUUGUCUGAUCACUUCAUUCUCAAACGGGCACCUCGACCUGCUCGCAGACCCGGACUUGAAUGCAAUUCUGGGGCAGGAGCUGCUCGCCUCAGCGACACAGGCCCUCGCAUCCUUCUGGAACUGCCAGCUGAUGACCCCGGCAUUCGAUAUACGAGGGGCAUCUCUGGGUUCCCUGAGGGACGCGCUGCGAGACGCGGAUACAUUUUUGUUCCAAGUUGCAAUGCAGGCGAAGGAAAUCAUUCGUUUCUCCCGGCAAGAGUAUAAUGAAGUGGCCGCCUUUCUUGCCGCAUUGUUCUCAGAGAGCGAAUUAAGUGCCGCAGGUCACCGAGAAGAGAAGCCACAGCAUACCGGGCGCGCAGUUCGCAGCAUCGGGACACAGAUCCCUGAACCUGCACGUUCCUUAAGCAGGCAGGAGGAAAGUGACAUAUUUGGAGGUUUUUUAAGUCGGCUUUUUACGUCCCAGCAAUCGGAGAAACCACCUGAGUCUGUGGAAGUAACGCCCUUCAUGCCAGUGUCGCCAACCGAGAUCUUCGGCAGCACCCAGUUUGCAGGUCUGGCCGGCUCCCUCGGGAAUAACCUGACCUCACUCGUGCACAGUACCGCACGCAGCGCUGCAAAACUCGUGAAUGGCGAAGCUCCUCUGGAUGACGCCGAAGUAGCUGCCUCCAACGAGGCCACUGGAAGGCGGGUCAACACUAUCGUGGACAUGCUACCUGAAAAUGUGGAUGGACAGUUCCGGUGA